AUGGCCAACUCCACGAGCCUUUGCAGGUCGACGCACAUCACCUGUGACCAGGCCGGGCACGUCAUAGAGCUCGACCUGGCCUACACAAGUCUGAACGGCACACUUGACAAGUUAGACUUCUCAGCCUUUCCCCACUUGAGGAGUCUCACCCUGAUCCGGAAUGGUCUAUUCGGUACGAUUCCAGCAGGGAUUGGCAACCUGACGAGCUUGGUCACGCUGAGGAUCAUGCAGAACCCGUACUUAAGGGGGCGCAUUCCACACAGCAUUGGACAACUGAAACAACUUUCUGAUCUGCAACUGGAAGCUUUGGGGCUCGAUAGCACACUACCUCAAGAGAUUGGCAACUUGACAAGCUUGAUAACGCUCACUAUCAAUUUGGCUACUUUGGCAGGAUCGAUACCACCAACAAUUGGGAUGCUCAUGAAGCUCCGCAAGUUGAGCCUAGGCAAUAAUUUGACAGGGAGCAUCCCAAUGGAGAUUGGAAACAUGACAGGACUGCAGACCCUAAACCUUAAGGAUAACUAUUUGGGAGGGCAGCUGCCAGGUACCAUCUCUCAUUUGGUCAAACUCCAGUCUUUGCUUCUGUCAGAAAAUCAGCUGGUAGGUCACAUCUUCCCCGGGCUUGGAAAUAGCAGCCUCCUUGAGGUAAUCUACAUUGCAAACAACAACUUCUCUGGGGCGUUCCCAUCAUCCAUUUGCGUAAAAGGAGCACUGUGGACUGUUUUUGCUGAAUAUAAUGGAUUUACCGGUAUUCACCCCCAGGCCUUUCAAAACUGCACAACCCUGCAAUAUGUUGACUUCACGGCAAACAACAUUGUUGCAGAGCUAAGGGACUGUUUUAGUGAGCAUCCAGGACACCUGUACCACAUGGCUUUCAGCCAUAACCAGCUGCAUGGCACACUUCUGACUGAUCGGGGUGAGGAUUUCCUUUGUAACCGUACUAAUUUAGGCUUCCUAGACCUAUCAAACAAUGUCUUACAUGGAGGUUUUUCCAAGUGUUUCUGGGACUUGCCAAAUUUGCUAUUCCUGGAUCUGUCCAGCAACUCUUUCAGUGGUGUAGUUCCGUUCUCGAGGACAUGUCAAGAACGUCUUAAAUUUCUACUCCUAGCCAAUAACAAUUUUACAGGAACCUUUCCUCUGGGUCUUAAGAGAUGCAAAAAGCUUGCUGUUCUAGAUCUUGGAGACAAUGAUUUUUCUGGUACAAUACCUUCUUGGGUAAGCAUGAGUUUGCCUCGACUCAACUUUCUUCGACUGUCAUCAAACAUGUUUGACGGCAUCAUACCCCACGAGAUCUUACAAUUUCGCCAGCUCCAAGUAUUAGACUUGUCCAAAAACAAGCUCACAGGACCCAUUCCAGACGAUUUUACGAAUUUUACUGGCAUGGCACAAGAACGGAACAACAAUGACUUCACAUACAAAAACAAAUAUUCUUAUCAAGUGGAAAUUCAUAUGGUUUGGAAGAAUGUGGAUCAUGUUUACAGUUUAGCGAUAACAGCCGUGGUGGGUAUCGACUUAUCUGGCAACUCUCUUACACUAGAAAUCCCAAAUGGGCUCACAACCCUUCUUGGACUCAGGUACCUGAACUUAUCAGGAAAUCAUCUGUCAGGCUAUAUUCCUGGAGACAUUGGCAAUCUGGUACUGCUGGAAUCCUUGGACCUUUCUCGGAACCAACUCAGGGGGGAAAUUCCUCGAGGCUUUGCAGAUUUGAAGAGCAUAAGCAAUCUGAACCUCUCAACCAACAUGUUAUCAGGGAGGAUACCUAUGGGUGAUCAGCUGCGGACACUUGAUGACCCGUCAAUAUACAGCAAUAAUCUUGGGUUAUGCGGAUUUCCGUUGGAAGACUGCGUAAGCUCGUCAACACCGACGCAACCUGAAACGAGUCUGGAUGAAGAUAGAGAGGCGCUGUGGUUUUACUGCUUUGUGGCUGCUGGGUUUAUCUCUGGGUUCUGGCUAUACUUGGGCUUCUUGUUUCGCAGGGAGACAUGGAGAUAUUCAUUCUAUCAGUAUGUGGACAACAUGCAAGCGAAGGUGACCAAGAAUAUACGAAGCUGCAUUUCGUGCUUCCAGGUUAAAGGGCCUGAAUGA
Molecule: messenger RNA, 2085 nt
Organism: Triticum aestivum (bread wheat)
Lineage: Eukaryota; Viridiplantae; Streptophyta; Magnoliopsida; Poales; Poaceae
Product: probable leucine-rich repeat receptor-like protein kinase At1g35710
Exons: 1
Coding region: 1-2085 (694 amino acids)
Molecular function (GO): protein binding
Source: RefSeq, a predicted model, not a curated record